UACAGACAGGCAGGUGCGUUGUGUUUCGUGUUGGGGUAGAUGGUCCAUCAUGGCGGCAGCGUCCACUCCUGUAGAGCAAGCUUCAGUGGCGGAAACAGCGCCGCCGAUAGCCGCUGCUUUUGACCUGUCAGACCCGCCGGUUAUCGACGGCUUCACGCCUCUUUCCCGGCCCAGAGAAGAGGCUUUUAAAGACAAGUUCAUCCGGAAAACCAAAGAAAACCCGUUUGUCCCUAUCGGUUGCCUGGGUACUGCAGGAGCACUGAUCUACGGCCUCCGAGCCUUCAAACAGGGGAAGACACGCCAGUCCCAGUUGCUCAUGCGCACUCGCAUCUUCGCUCAAGGAUUCACCGUCGUGGCCAUUAUAGUGGGCGUCGCUGCAACGGCACUAAAACCCAGACAGUGAAACGAGGGUUCAGAGUUCAAACCUGGCCGCACCUUUUCCUCAUGGCUCGUGUGACCGACUGCCUGAUCUAAUAAAGUUUUUCUCGGUUGUCUUCGGUCGGCGAGUGUCGCGAGAGUGAGGAACCCUGCUGCAGUUAGGCGUGUUAGUUAUACAUUGUUGUAUAUUAUCUUUUUUCCAUUUAAGAUUUCUUGUAAAAUCUUGUAAUAGAAUGAGAAGAGGGGAAUGUCAAACGUUCCCCUUGUGAAAAUGAACAGGCCAAAAAUAAAAUGUUUGUAUGUUUGAUGGAUGAAGUUUGCUUCUUGAGUUAUGACAUUAACCCUAAGUUCACACUAGCCAGCAACAAAGCAAUCAUGAUUUCAGAUAAAAAAGCGACGUUUGAAUUGAUCUUUCAAAUUAGAUAUGACUCCGUAAAGCAACAAAUCCAAACUCUCGGCUCAAAUGAUUCCUUGGACCAAUCCAAUGGCACGUGUGGUCUGACCUUUCUUCAGUUCCCCACUCACAACCUGCAAUUAGAUCCCAUUUACUGUUUGGCGCACAGAAAUGGAAGAACAAGUCGAAUCUGACGGGUAUGCCUCCGCCAGCAAGUCUAGUCCUGUGUGUUACUAAUUUGUAUGUCACAACUACCCUUUAUAUCAAACGUUAUUUCAGACAUUUGGCCUUGCUUGGAUCAUAUCCAAAAUCUAAUCAGUUCAUCUGUGGGUUACAAUGAUGAUUCCGUAUAAAUCCUACAAACAUUUGUUCUUGAGCUGAUAUGCUAAAGAGAAUCUCGAAUCCCAGACAGACACACGGACAGAUUCAAAAAUGGGCCUUGAGUUCUUGAACGCACUAGUAACAUCUUUGUAUGACGUAAUGAAAACAUAAUGAAAACACCCCCUCUCAGUGGUGGAGGCAUAAAAACUUAUAACCGUGGCUUCAUUUUAUCUUGUCGUAUACAACCAUUUCUCAUCAGAAUUAAAAUAACUAUACAAACUACAAACAACUCGAGCGGCGUGACGCUUGCUAGUGUGAACAUAGAGUAAGGGAUAUGAAAGCUAUUAGUUUGGAAUUACUUCAUUUUGGUUGCACUAUUGCUAUCACUAAAAGGUCAUGAUGUUUUUUCACAAUGCCAGUUGAAAAAAGUGGAAUAAACAAUCUCAACCAUGAAAA
Pangasianodon hypophthalmus (striped catfish) is the source of this 1549-nucleotide messenger RNA. It is a transcript of the gene higd2a, whose product is annotated as HIG1 hypoxia inducible domain family, member 2A. Gene Ontology annotation, cellular component: mitochondrion. The record is from RefSeq and is a predicted model, not a curated record. The transcript has 2 exons. NCBI's taxonomy places the organism in Eukaryota, Metazoa, Chordata, Actinopteri, Siluriformes, Pangasiidae. Gene Ontology annotation, biological process: mitochondrial respirasome assembly. Bases 50 to 403 code for a protein of 117 amino acids.